AUGCUCCGCGUGAACAGCCGGGACGUCCUAGUUGUCCCGCCCUUCGAAUGUGAUAACGAUGUGACCGUCAUAUUCAAAGCUGUCGCUGGCGCUAAGCGCUGGCAGCCGCUCGCGCGGCCGCGGGGCGCGGAGGGCGCGGCCAGCGUUGAGGAUAACUACACUGUCAUCCUGGGCAGCCACCGCAACAGCCGGCUCAAGUUUGAGAAGAAUGGGGAGGAGAUGGAGCUGGUCCAGGGGGUGGACGGCGCCAGAGUCGGGUCCCGGGAUUUCUCGCCCUUCUGGGUCAACUGCCAGGACGGCGCAAUCACAGUGGGGUCCGGGGAGCCGGGGGCGGGCAUCGCGCACAGAUGGGUGGACCCCAGGCCUGGCGACCUGGCGAGGGGGGUGCGGCAUGCGGGCCUCAGCUGCUGGGACCGCCACGUCUCGUACCGCAAUGUGCGCGUGCUGCCGCCCCUGGACCCGGCCCUCCUGGAGCGCGAGGCGACGCGCCAAACGGAGCAGCGGCGCGCCGCCGCCGCCGCGGACCCAGUGGCCGCGGCGACCGUCGGCGCCGCUGCAGCGGCCGCGCCGCUGCCAAGCUUGUUCGAGCUUGCGUCGGCAGCGGUGGUGGCGGCGCUGACGCCCGCCUCGGCCUGCCAGGCGCUGCAGGUGGCGGAACUCCUGCUGCCCACCGCAUGCGACGUGUACUCGGCCGCCGCCGAGUUUGUCCGGCGGCGCUUCGAGCAGUGCGCGGGCGCGGCGCUGCGGGAGCUGGCACAGCUGUCGGCGCCGGCGCUGGCCGACGUGCUGACAGAGCCCCUACUGUCUGUCAGGGAACCGCUGAUAUUUCAGGUGGUGGCCGCCUGGGCCAGCUAUGGCGAGCCGCCACCUAGCCCUGCUGCUACCUCGGCGGCAGGCGAGGGCUUUGAUGACAGCGCCUGCGGCGGCCGCACCAACGGCGGAGCGUUGCAUGCAGGGGGGCGUGGGAGCAUCAGCGGCAGCAGCAGCAACAGCAGCAGCAACAGCAGCAACAGCAGCAACAGCAGCAGCAGCGAAAGCAGCUGCAGUGGCGGCGGCGCCUGCGGCAGCCCGGCAGUGGUUUGUGGCGGGGCUGCUUACAGGCCAGCGUCAGAGCUGCUGUUGGUAAUCCCCCUGGUCCGCUUUGUGCUGAUGAGCGAAGAGGACCUGCAGGGCGUCCUGGCGCACCCCUUCGUCCGCCACAACCCCCUAGUGCGGCAGCAGAUUGAGCGCGAGCUCUCAGACGCACGCGCCGGCGCUGGCAGCGAGGGCGCCGCCGCCAGCUUUGUAUUCGAACGCCGCCGCCUCGUGCGCCCCGCCGCCGCCGCUCCCCUCGACUCUCUUGGAGCCACCGCUGGCGGCGGCGCCGGAGCCUGGGACCCGCCGUCGCCACCGCGGCGGCUGCCGCAGCAGCAGGAGGACCGGGUGCAGCAACAGCAGCAGCAGCAGCAGCAGCAGCAGCAGCAGCAGCAGCAGCAGCAGCAGCGAUAUCAGCGCCGCCUGGCGCCGGCCUGCCGCGAGCUCAUGUACGUGUAUGACGGCGACCGCAACGGCGUCAUCGCGCACAUCGCCACGGACUACGGGUCAAAGCAGUGGGUCAACCCCGUGCUGGCCAAGCGCAUCGAGGUGCGGGCCAGCAGCCCGGCCAGCAGGUUCACCGACCCCAAGGCGCUGGUGAGCGGCGCGUUCCUGCGCACCUCGUUCGCGUGCCCGCGCUACGAGGGCGGCCAGCCGUCGUCAUGGUGGCUGGUCGACCUGGGGCCCUCCCACAGGUUGUUGUGCAACUACUACACAAUGCGCCAUGACAGCAGCAGCGACUUCCCGCGCCACUGGGUCCUGCAGGCGUCCAACGACCUCCAGCACUGGGUCGACCUGCGCCGCCACAUCGCCGACGCUGCCAUCCGCCUGCCCGGCCAAUACGCCAGCUGGCCCGUCUCUGGCCCCGCGUCCCACAUGCCGUUCCGCGCCUUCCGCCUGCUGCUGGCCGGCCCCACGCUCAGCGCUGCGACGCCCUGGAAUUUCUGCCUGAGCCACGUGGAAUUCUACGGCUACUUUUUUGGGGCCGCCCCAGAGGCGGCCGGCGGGGGCGCCCAGGCUGGCAGCGGCGGCGCACCCGGUUGCGCAGCCUCGCCGCUGGCGGCAGCCGGCGGUCGAGGGGGCGCCGGCGGAAGCGGCGCGUGA
Monoraphidium neglectum is the source of this 2178-nucleotide messenger RNA. RefSeq lists its product as hypothetical. NCBI's taxonomy places the organism in Eukaryota, Viridiplantae, Chlorophyta, Chlorophyceae, Sphaeropleales, Selenastraceae. Bases 1 to 2178 code for a protein of 725 amino acids. The transcript has 10 exons. The record is from RefSeq and is a predicted model, not a curated record.